Orycteropus afer afer is the source of this 1332-nucleotide messenger RNA. It is a transcript of the gene AFG1L, whose product is annotated as AFG1 like ATPase. The transcript has 12 exons. Gene Ontology annotation, molecular function: ATP hydrolysis activity; ATP binding. Gene Ontology annotation, cellular component: cytoplasm; mitochondrion. NCBI's taxonomy places the organism in Eukaryota, Metazoa, Chordata, Mammalia, Tubulidentata, Orycteropodidae. Bases 1 to 1332 code for a protein of 443 amino acids. The record is from RefSeq and is a predicted model, not a curated record.
AUGGCGAUCUCCUGGUCUCUCUUGCUUAUUCUGCGGUCCUUAGUGCAGAAGCAGCAGAGCGGGAGAUGUGUUGGGUACCGGCACUGGGUCGCCGCUCUUGCCCCUCCGCCCGCCGUCCCUGGGAGGCCCCUUUGGAAAGCCUAUGCAGUUCAGACAUCCGAGAGUAUGCCUCUAACUGCUGUGACAGAGGCUUAUUCAAAAGCUUUGGCUGUUUGCCAUGGACCUUUGGACCACUAUGAUUUUCUGAUCAAAGCUCAUGAGCUAAAGGAUGAUGAACAUCAAAGAAGAGUCGUGCAGUCUUUGCAGAAAUUACAUGAGGACCUUAAAGGAUACAGUAUACAGGCAGAGGGUCUUUUUACAAAGCUUUUUUCAAGGAGGAAGCCUCCAAGAGGAUUGUAUGUUUAUGGAGAUGUUGGUACGGGAAAAACAAUGGUGAUGGACAUGUUUUAUGCUUAUGUGGAAGCGAAGAGGAAAAAAAGGGUUCAUUUUCAUGGUUUCAUGCUAGAUGUACACAGAAGAAUACACCGCCUUAAACAGAGCUUGCCAAAAAGGAAACCAGGAUUUAUGGCUAAAUCCUAUGACCCAAUAGCUCCUAUAGCUGAAGAAAUUAGUGAAGAAGCUUCUCUCUUAUGUUUUGAUGAAUUUCAGGUCACUGACAUUGCUGAUGCUAUGAUUCUGAAACAGCUUUUUGAAAAUCUGUUCAAAAACGGAGUCGUCGUUGUGGCAACAUCCAACAGGCCACCGGAAGAUCUCUAUAAAAAUGGACUCCAAAGAGCCAACUUUGUGCCAUUCAUAGCUGUCCUAAAGGAAUAUUGUAAUACGGUCCAGCUAGAUUCUGGGAUAGAUUACCGGAAAAGGACUCUUCCUGCUGCAGGAAAACUCUAUUACCUCACAAGUGAAGCUGAUGUGGAGGCUGUCAUGGAUAAGUUGUUUGAUGAGCUGGCUCAGAAACAAAAUGAUUUAACUAGACCAAGGAUUCUAAAAGUGCAAGGCAGAGAGCUGCGGCUGAAUAAAGCCUGUGGAACCGUUGCCGACUGCACAUUUGAAGAGCUGUGUGAGAGACCACUUGGAGCCAGUGACUAUUUGGAACUAUCAAGGAAUUUUGAUACAGUAUUUUUACGAAACAUUCCACAAUUUACCCUGGCAAAGAGGACACAAGCUCGCAGAUUCAUAACUCUCAUUGAUAACUUCUAUGAUCUCAAGGACUCAGCGGAAGGACUUUCCAUGUUCACUGGCGAGGAAGAAAUCUUUGCAUUUCAGCGCACGAUUUCCCGACUCACAGAAAUGCAGACUGAGCAGUACUGGAAUGAAGGGGACAGAGGCCGAAAGUAA